GGCGCAAGAUGGUGGCGUCCGCGUGGACGCCAUAAUAACUACGACAAUCGACGAUCGUCCAUUUCCGUUUUGGCUUCAUCCAGUGAGCGUGUGUCAAAACCAGUGAUCUUUGGUAUUAUUCUUCGGAAGAAAUGACGUUGACCGAUGGUGCCCAGAGCGGGCCGAGCACGAGUUUCGUGGCCCCGGUGAUCCAGGACAAUCACACAGGAUGGGGGCCCUGCGAGAUGCCCGACCAGUUUCGCGAUAUGCCGUAUCAGCCGUUCAGCAAGGGCGAUCGUCUGGGCAAGAUCAGCGACUGGACCGGUGCAGCCUUCCAGGACAAGAAAUAUGCCAAUAAGUACACUUCUCAGUUUGGUGCUGGAAGCCAAUACGCUUAUUACCACGAUGAGGAUGAGAGCACCUUCCACCUGGUGGACACCACGAGGGUGCAGAAGCCUCCAUACCAGAGGGGUCGUUUCCGUGCGAACCAGAGGAAUAUGAGAGGCCGCGGUGGCAGAGGAAACCACUCCGGAGGAAUGCAGGCCCUUGGAAAGGGUCUGAAGAACCGCGACAGGGAUCGCAAGGGAUUCAACAAGAAGUGGGGUCAGGGCAGACCGCAGAUCAAGAUCCGCGAUGCCUCCGUCACCGUGAAACCCGAUUGGGUCACUAUCGAGGAGAUGGACUUCCCUCGUCUCGGCAAGCUUUCCUUGCCCAACAUCAAAGAAGGCGAAGAUGUUAUGUGCUGUGGUGAAUUGGAGUAUUACGACAAGGUCUACGAUCGCGUCAACGUGAAGAACGAGAAGCCUCUGCAGAGCGUUAACCGUAUUUUCCAUACUGUAACCACAACUGACGAUCCCAUCAUUCGUAAACUGUCCAAGACCGAGGGCAACGUGUACGCGACUGAUGCUAUCCUGGCAACGAUCAUGUGCUGCACCAGGUCCAACUACUCCUGGGACAUCGUGAUCGAGAAGAUCGGCGAUAAGCUGUUCUUGGACAAGAGGGAUAACACCGAGUUCGAUCUGCUGACCGUCAACGAGACGUCCGUGGAACCGCCGCAGGACGAUGGAAACUCGCUGAACUCGCCGAGGAAUCUGGCGCUUGAGGCGACCUUCAUCAACCACAACUUCUCGCAGCAGGUGCUCCGCAACGGAACGGCCGAGCCCAGGUACAAGUUCGACAACCCGAAUCCGUUCAUCUCCGAAGAGGAGGAAGGUGAGGUGGCCAGCGUCGCCUACAGAUACAGAAAGUGGGAUCUGGGCAACGGAGUCGUCCUGGUGGCGCGUUGCGAGCACGACGCCGUCGUGCAGACGCCGAACGGUGAGCUGCAGUACCUCUCCAUCAAGGCACUGAACGAGUGGGAUUCGAAGCUCGCGAACGGCGUCGAAUGGAGACAGAAAUUGGACACCCAACGCGGUGCCGUCCUCGCCAACGAGCUGCGCAACAACGCCUGCAAGCUUGCCAAGUGGACGAUCCAGGCCCUCCUCGCCGGAUCCAAUCAGAUCAAAUUCGGUUACGUGUCCAGGUCGCACGUGAGGGACAACAGCAAGCACGUCAUCCUCGGCACUCAGCAGUACAAGCCGCACGAGUUCGCCACCCAGAUCAACCUGAACAUGGACAACGCCUGGGGCAUCCUCAGGUGCAUCGUUGACAUCGUCAUGAAGGAGAAGGACGGCAAAUAUCUGAUCAUGAAGGAUCCCAACAAGCCGAUGAUCCGUCUGUACGACAUCCCCGACAACACCUUCGAAUCUGACGGGGAUUCAGAGUCCGAGGACGACGUCGUCGGGGACUCGAACGCAUUCCAGACCCUCUACCCUCCAUACGCCGGAGGCAAACACUAAAUACAUAAUCUUGUAUUGUUUCUUUCUGUCAACAACAACAAUAACAAUAAAGAACUUAUUGUAAGGAA
Molecule: messenger RNA, 1885 nt
Organism: Nicrophorus vespilloides
Lineage: Eukaryota; Metazoa; Arthropoda; Insecta; Coleoptera; Silphidae
Gene: eIF3d1
Product: eukaryotic translation initiation factor 3 subunit D
Exons: 4
Coding region: 132-1817 (561 amino acids)
Biological process (GO): translational initiation
Cellular component (GO): eukaryotic translation initiation factor 3 complex; cytoplasm
Molecular function (GO): translation initiation factor activity
Source: RefSeq, a predicted model, not a curated record